GUCAGGUGUCUUGCACCAGCUGUGAUACGAUAUUUUAUUCUCGGGGAUCAGGUAGUUCAUUAGAAUUUGCUGGUGUUCCUAGGAGACAUAACUCUGACGUCAGAUCGUCAUGGGGCAUCAGGAUUUAGUGGGGUUGAAGGGAAUUUGACGACUGUUGGGAGGAGAAGGUGAAGGACCUGAUCUGGGAGCUGAUGUGGGACAUAACCUAAGGACAAUCAUGGCAACGCAAGACGAAGACUACGGCAAGAGCGACGAGUUCGACACGUCUGAUGAAAAUGAGAGACCAUCCGGGGAGAGAUGGGCUCCAGUUGGAGCCAAUGAUGGGGACAGUGACUUCACUGAUGACUACAAGUGUUCUGACAAUAUGGAAAGUAUUUCUUACAAUAUGGACAGGCUUAAGUUGCUCGAGGAGGAACAGGAAAUGCUCAACUCUUCGCUAAUAGCAUUAACUACGCAUUUUGCACAGGUGCAAUUUCGCCUGCGACAAAUUGUGGAUGCGCCCACAGAUGAGAAGGAAAAACUCCUGAAGGAGCUCGAGGAAUUUGCAUUCAGGGGAAUCCCAGAUGUUCCUAAUACAGUUGCAUUGAGGAAUAGAUCCUCUUCUUCGUCGAUUUCUCUGUGUGAAAAUAAUGGAUGCAGUGGUUACGAUGAAGAAGUGGAGUCCAAGAUAGCCCUGCAAAAGUCCAAGCAACGAGAAUUGAUCGAGCAGUUGAAGGUUCAACUAGAGGACCUUGAGAAGUACGCGUAUGAAACUGACGGCCAGGACUUGCCACAAAGUGUGAUUUUAGAACGUCAAAACAUGAUAAUCAACCACUUGAAAGAAAAACUAAACUUCGAAGUAGACGACCUGUGCAAGCUCCCCCUGGACGACCUCCGCUGGCAGGUGGACCACGCGAUAAACGAAAUAGUCAGCCCCCUAAAAAUGAAAGAACAGCUGGUGAACCAGCUGAAGACGCAAGUAGCAGACCUAGAACGUUUCAUCCACUACCUCCAGGGUGAGGUGAGCCCGGAGAGUCUAGCCUGCACCUGCGCUUGUCCCGUCCACACAACAGGACUAAAGCCCUCGCAAAAAUCCAAACGCCAGAUUCCCCUGAUGGACAGAAAUGACGACAGUCACACAAAAACCCUGAACACAGUGCGAAAAGUCAUAACUCUUCUCCACAUCUACUUGAUGUCCCAACUAGGCUGCAGCAGUGAGAGAACUCGAGGGAAAAAGGACAGUAAAACCACCUGGAGAGACUUGAGGACUCGUCUGGACAUCGCCAUUGAACAUGUCCUGGAGAUUGCGGCUGAGAGCGAGGAGAGUCACUCAGACCCACACGACAACGAUGACGACGAUGACAUCGACCUCUACGCGUCCGAUUCCGAGUCCCCGAGGCAGCACACGAACGCCAAAAUGACGUCCGCAGUGAGAAAACACCUGGCUGUGUGCAUCAGAGACCUGAUGGCACAUGGACUGAGCUCGGAUGUUCGUUCCAACAGUGUCGUACCCUUCGUGGGUUGCUUUCCACAGAGGAGAAGCCUCACUGUCGAUCAGAUGCACCCCUGGGAGCUCAUCAUCAAGUACUACGAGUUCAAGAAUGGACACAGGUACAACUCCAGUCCUGCUCAGAAACUGUCGCAGAGCUUCAACCUUGCUCUGGUCAACGAGAGAACUGUCUCACCGAAGCAGAGUCUCCUUACCACUGUGGGGAAUAUCGUGGCUAGCCAUUCGCAGUAUAAACGGAGUUAUAAUUCGCACUUCAAGGCUUUCAUCUGUGCAGCUUUGAAUGCUAAAAAACUGGUUCCCUGGCUGCGGCUUAUCCUUCAGUGUCAGUAUUUAUUGGAGAACCACUACAUGUCUUGGAGUUAUGUUGUGAAAACAGGAUUUCAAGAUGCAUUUCAUGCACUCGAUCGUCUAACAACAAUUCACUUCGAUCUUCCCGUCGACCUGGCAGUCCGGCAGUUCCAAAAUAUCAAGGAUGCAUUUUGAUGGAUCUCCCAACCCUCUCGAACUAUCGUAAAUUGUUAGAAUUCAUCAGCUGUGCUAAACAAUCGUUACAUCCGUGAUCUUUAAGAAAAAAAAUAAUCAGAAAACCAGUUAACCAAGACGUUCACGAUUCCAUAACGCAACAUCCAUUGCUUUGAAUAAUUAACUACAGUGCGUAUGUUAAUCACGCACAGAACAUCAUUCAAACCAAAGAAAGGAAUAAUUUAUCUGUAACUCUAAUUCACCUGUUGUAUUAAUUUCUCUGAGUUCAGAGGCAUGACGAAGUCAUUUAUUUAUCAUUUAGCCGACAGAUAUCAAAAUACUUUGCAUAAGAUAUUUAUUUACUAGAACAGAGAAUUGUAAAGUAAAUGUUGAUUUACAUAAUUCAAAGAGUGUAAAAAUGAAUUCAAUAAACUGUUGAUUAUUUAUGAAUGCAAAAAAUCAAGAGAAUUAGUUGGAGAAUGGAAAAAAAAUAUCCUGUGGGGGA
Messenger RNA from Diachasma alloeum, 2456 nucleotides. RefSeq names its product RUN domain-containing protein 1. Lineage: Eukaryota; Metazoa; Arthropoda; Insecta; Hymenoptera; Braconidae. The record is from RefSeq and is a predicted model, not a curated record. Bases 218 to 1972 code for a protein of 584 amino acids. The transcript is spliced from 8 exons.